Messenger RNA from Gastrolobium bilobum, 1198 nucleotides. RefSeq names its product ras-related protein Rab7-like. NCBI's taxonomy places the organism in Eukaryota, Viridiplantae, Streptophyta, Magnoliopsida, Fabales, Fabaceae. The record is from RefSeq and is a predicted model, not a curated record. Gene Ontology annotation, molecular function: GTP binding; GTPase activity. Gene Ontology annotation, cellular component: vacuolar membrane. Bases 157 to 780 code for a protein of 207 amino acids. The transcript is spliced from 7 exons.
UCAUUGAUCUAUUUGUGUUGCGUGUAUUUCUAAAUGUAAUUGCUAAUUUGCCUAAUUGGUUCCUCUUCAUGCACUUGUCCCGCAACCUCUGUAGCUCAUACAACACAAAACAAAUCUUAUUUCCCAGAAACAAAGUUCCAAUUAUUGUCUUCAUCCAUGGCAUCUCGCCGCCGUAUGUUAUUAAAGGUCAUAAUCCUCGGAGAUAGCGGGGUUGGUAAAACAUCACUGAUGAAUCAGUAUGUGAAUCGUAAGUUUAGUAAUCAGUAUAAGGCUACCAUUGGCGCCGAUUUUCUAACUAAGGAAGUUCAGUUUGAAGAUAGGUUGUUCACAUUGCAGAUCUGGGAUACUGCUGGUCAAGAGAGGUUUCAGAGUCUUGGUGUGGCCUUCUACCGAGGUGCAGAUUGUUGUGUCCUUGUUUAUGAUGUAAAUGUGGGGAAAUCUUUUGAGAACCUUAACCACUGGCGAGAAGAAUUUCUCAUUCAGGCUAGUCCGUCUGACCCUGAAAACUUCCCAUUUGUGGUGUUGGGAAACAAAAUAGAUGUUGAUGGUGGGAAUAGCCGAGUUGUUUCUGAGAAGAAAGCAAAGACCUGGUGUGCUUCCAAGGGGAACAUACCAUACUUUGAGACCUCUGCAAAAGAAGGAUUUAAUGUUGAAGCUGCUUUCCAGUGUAUAACCAAAAAUGCACUCAAGAAUGAACCCGAAGAAGAAUUAUACAUGCCUGAGACAAUUGAUGUUGGUGGUGGUGGACGGCAGCAGAGGUCCACAGGCUGUGAAUGUUGACUAGAGUUCUUCAUACUAGCUUGACUUGCUUGUUUGGUGCCAAACUACAACGUCCUUCAAAUAGGUGAUGUAUUAGUCAGCUAUUUCAACAAUGAAAAACAUAGGACAACUUAGAAAUUCGCUAUCUUGUAUCUCACUAGUGGGUUAGAUGUCCUCCUGUUUACUUUUCUAUUUACUCAUAUCUUAUAAUAUUUGUAACAAAUGUUUCUCCCCGUUGUAUUCCAUCAGGAAAUAUAUAAUGAGAAUUCCAAGUUGUGUUUUGCUUAUGUCAUGCAAGUUCCAAGUUUAAGUAUUGCUUUAAAUUGUAUUGUGUUUAUGUGGUGCCAGAUAUUCCUUAUUGUGUUUAGAUAGAAUGUUUCAAAUAAUAGUCCUUUAAUGAGGUCUCACAUUUCUUAUAGUUGCACACACACGCACACGC